Messenger RNA from Sinocyclocheilus anshuiensis, 2157 nucleotides. Its product is annotated as NGFI-A-binding protein 1-like. Gene Ontology annotation, cellular component: nucleus. Gene Ontology annotation, molecular function: transcription coregulator activity; transcription factor binding. NCBI's taxonomy places the organism in Eukaryota, Metazoa, Chordata, Actinopteri, Cypriniformes, Cyprinidae. Gene Ontology annotation, biological process: negative regulation of DNA-templated transcription. The transcript has 9 exons. The record is from RefSeq and is a predicted model, not a curated record.
GCAGGCUGUAGGCAGCAGGUGAAUUUGCACUGGAGGAGGAGGGGGCAAGAAUAGCACCGGUGUAGGCGUACAGGCGGCCACCGAACCGUUAUGCUGCAUGCUGGCGUAUUUUCACAGCCUCCCACGCGCCGCUACCGCCCACGCCAGGAUCUGCGUCACGCAGGCGCGUGGGAGUGAGAGAGCAAUGUAGCAAGCGCGGAAUAUCCCAAUUCUGGCAGUAGGGGAGAGAGCGGAAACCAACUAGUUUGAGAGUCCCUCCGUAGUUCAAACUACAGAGUGUGUGCGAGUUCAUUCAAUAACAGAGAGCCGAAGGACGCGUCGCUUACCCGCAGAACGCGCGGCACCUAACUGGACGUCAGGUGAAGCGUCGCGUAACUGAACGGACCGUCAUAAUUCAGAACUUUAAUAAUCACAACCAGGCGCCGCUUUUGGAAGAGUUUUGGUGGGAAAAGACAAGGAAAGAAAUCAAAAAAGGUAUGGCAGCGACUUUACCCAGAACCCUUGGGGAGUUGCAGCUUUACCGCAUCCUUCAGAGGGCCAACCUGCUGUGCUACUACGACGCCUUCAUCCAGCAGGGUGGCGAUGAUGUUCAGCAGCUCUGUGAGGCCGGCGAGGAUGAGUUUCUCGAGAUCAUGGCGCUCGUAGGCAUGGCCAGCAAGCCACUGCAUGUCAGACGCCUACAGAAAUCUCUGCGCGAUUGGGUCACAAACCCUGCCCUGUUCAAUCAGCCCCUCACGUCUCUUCCCGUCUGCAGCAUUCCUGUCUACAAGCUGCCCGAAGCGUCACCCACAUUGUUGCCUGGUAAUGGCGCCCGUGGAGACACCCAAGUCAAAGUGCCCAAGUGUUUGGCAGCUGCUUGCGUGGAUCCUGGAAAAGGAGAAUCAGGCAACGGGAACUCUUCGGCCACCGUUUCGCCCCUCCAGAGUGGCAGCGAGCCACGUUUUUGGGCCAGUCACGGCACGGAGAGUGAGCACAGCCUGUCCCCGGCAGAACUGGGCUCUCCAUCUUCCCCUCGGGAUGCCCUAGAGGCACUAGACAUAGCUGCUGUUCAGUCCGUGGCAGAGUGCGUGGACAGAAUCGCUCAGGCUUUGCCCAAGAGUGACUCUGGAGAGGUUAAAGAACUGUUGAAGGGAAAUAAGAAGCUUGCAAAGAUGAUCAGCCACAUUUUUGAUAUGAGUGACGAGGAUCCACACAGGGAAGAGGAAAUCCGCAAGUAUAGUGCUAUAUAUGGCAGAUUCGACUCAAAAAGGAAGGAUGGGAAGCAUCUGACUCUGCACGAGCUGACGGUGAAUGAGGCUGCAGCACAGCUUUGUAUGAAGGAGGUGGCAUUGCUGACUCGCAGAGAUGAGCUUUUCGGACUGGCCCGUCAGGUCUCCCGAGAGGUCACCUACAAAUACACCUACAGAACCAGCAAGUAAGAACUUUGAGAUGAGAACACUCCCACUCCUUUGCAUCUAAAGGCGCAGGAGGGCUAUUUUGACCUCCAGGAGGCGCUGCAGGCCAUUCACAUGCGCCAGGAGACCCUUAAGGAGCAGCUAGCCCACGCCAGAUCUAAAGGAGAGGAGACGGUUGGGCGGAACAUCCAGGUUCAGCUGGAGCGUCUGUUGGCCAAGCAGAUGGAGAUACUGCAUGACGCCGCGGCUCAGGACAGAUUGCAGGCUCUAGAGUGGAGGGUUCCACCAGGGCCCUACAAACACAGCACAGACAGACAGAAAAGCAACGGGCUCUCCGUUGACAAAAACGCUGACCAGCAGGGAGAGAGGCCACUGAAUCUGAGGGUGACCAGCCAGAGGACGAGUGCAUCAGAUGGAGACACGCCUCUCGGAAAGCAGCUGGCCAAUGAGUUGAAGAGGCAUCAUCACGCUAAUGCUGAGAGCAAGACGUCAGCAGCCACAGAAAACGGAGGAGACACAUCUUCACAUGCCCUCAACCUCUCUGAGAAGAAGACCAUCAAGUCAGAGCCAGAGGAUUCCAGAUAGCAGCCCCGAAUGCUUUUAUUUCAAACCUACAACAAUACAUGUCAUCUGUCAGUGAAUACUAAAUAAGCACAACUACAGUAAAGCCUUAACAACCAAUGUUGCCUCAAAAAAUAGUUUAUUUUAGUUUCUCGCCAUUUUCGUUUUUGCCAAAGCACCUAGAGCCCUUAUUUCCAUUCUC